This is a messenger RNA of Pseudonaja textilis, 627 nucleotides long. RefSeq names its product cerebral dopamine neurotrophic factor (gene CDNF). Gene Ontology annotation, cellular component: endoplasmic reticulum. The record is from RefSeq and is a predicted model, not a curated record. Gene Ontology annotation, biological process: dopaminergic neuron differentiation; neuron projection development. Lineage: Eukaryota; Metazoa; Chordata; Lepidosauria; Squamata; Elapidae.
AUGGCUCGUCUCGGCCUGUUGCACGGUCGCCUUUUAGCCACCCUGCUGGUGGCGGCGCUCUGUUUAAGCCCCGGGGCUAAGCCUUCCUCUGGCCCAGGGGGCGCCGAAGCUCGGUGCGAAGUGUGUCAAGAUUUUUUGGAAAGAUUCUACAGUUCUUUGAAAAAAAACCAUUCUGAUUUCUCCAUGGCUUCCAUAGAGGAGGAGUUAAUUAAGACUUGCGUGGAGGCAAAAGGCAAAGAACAGCGCUUGUGCUAUUACCUUGGGGCUACCGAAGACGCAGCUGCCAAGAUCCUCACUGAAGUCAGCCGUCCAAUGAGCGGCCACGUCCCUGCGGCCAAAAUCUGCGAGAAACUGAAGAAAGUCGAUCUUCAGAUUUGUGAACUCAAACACGAAAGACAACUCGAUCUAACUUCGGUGGACCUAUCGAAGAUGAGAGUGGCUGAGCUGAAGAAGAUCCUGGAGAGCUGGGGAGAAGUUUGCAGAGCUUGUGCUGAAAAAACAGACUUUGUGAACCUGAUUAAGGAGGUUGCUCCCAAGCAUACGGCAGCUCCUGCAAAAGCUGAUCUGUGACGGACUGGUUUAGGGUCUGCUUGGGCGGCGGGGUUGGCCUAGAUGACCUACGAGGUC